This is a messenger RNA of Strongylocentrotus purpuratus (purple sea urchin), 1980 nucleotides long. Its product is annotated as beta-1,4-galactosyltransferase 6-like. The record is from RefSeq and is a predicted model, not a curated record. Gene Ontology annotation, molecular function: UDP-galactose:glucosylceramide beta-1,4-galactosyltransferase activity. The coding region runs from base 65 to 1312 and encodes 415 amino acids. The transcript is spliced from 8 exons. Gene Ontology annotation, biological process: carbohydrate metabolic process. NCBI's taxonomy places the organism in Eukaryota, Metazoa, Echinodermata, Echinoidea, Camarodonta, Strongylocentrotidae.
GCAGAUCACAGCGUUCAAAACUUCUAUCUACACUUAUUUGAUAUUGGGUUCUGAUCAGACAAUCAUGCUCGGAUAUAAACACAUGCGAAUCUAUUUUCUGCUCUGUCGUUCUUCGAGAUGGAGAAUAUGGACGAUGAUUGUGAUGGUAUUCUCCGCCAUCUUACUAUUCAAAUCUUUUCCGCAUCUUCCGGGCAAUAUGGUGAAGGGCGUGGAAUCGGGGAACGACAAGCGGGAGCUGAAUAACAUAACCAGGACAAACAAGACAAUUUCAACCAAAGCACCGAAAAUCAUUUGUGAAAUUCCAUCAGUUAGUGAUUUAAAUUCAACAUACGAGGCAAACGUAAAUUCCAUCACAUUCGACAUCCUUGAACCGGCCUUAUUUGGUGAAUCUUAUCAGGAGGUGCUUUCCCUUCUGAAACGUACUGGCGGCCUACUUGUAGAAAGGCUCAAGUCCCAAGCAAGAACUGAUGAGAAAAAUUAUACUAUCGAGAAGGAGUACUUUGAUGGAGAUAUUGUGAAAAUAGGAAAUUAUGACUACUUGCCCGGCGGUAGAUGGCGCCCAUCCGAUUGUAAUCCAAAAUGGAAAGUUGCUAUAGUCGUUCCAUUCAGAGAUCGUAACGUCCAUCUAGCUAUCCUUUUACACAACCUGAUUCCAUUUCUACAAAAUCAAAAGCUAGAAUUUGGAUUUUUCGUUGGUGAACAGUAUAAUAGCCUGCUCUUCAACCGAGGAUUAAUGAAGAACGUAGGAUACCGUGGGGCGACUAGAUUCGGGGACUGGAACUGUGUCAUUUUUCAUGAUAUCGACUUGGUCCCGAUGAAAGGCGGAAACUACUACGGGUGCGACAACUUCCCGAGGCAUCUUGCAGCUUAUACAGAACAAUUUAAGUAUCGUUUGCCGUAUGAGACCAUUUUUGGCGGAGUGGUUGGACUGACGGCCGAGCAGGUACGAUUGAGUAACGGCUACUCAAACGCCUACUGGGGUUGGGGAGGAGAGGAUGACGAGCUGUUUGUGAGACUGAAGCGAAGGGGGAUUAAUAUCACCAGAGAAACGGAGCAUGGUUACUACAGGUCACUCCAGCACAAGAAGAAACUCAAAAAACAACUGUGCCCGGAAGUUAACUGCCUGUACAACAACUUCCAGUUGCGAGCCGAUUGGGAAGGCAUCAAUAAUAUGACUUACUCAAUAAAAAGUCUGGAACUAUUCCCUCUCUACACCAAGAUCUCCGUGGACGUUCAGAAGGAGGUUUGGAACAGCAAUAUGAAACCUUGCGAGAGUUUUUCUAACCACGAAGGCCACCAGCAUGAUAAAUGAAUAAAUUCAGAAGAAAGUUUUGAACAGCAAUAUCUUAAAUGUCUCUCAUGUAACGUUAGUUGUAAGGCUAUAAAUGAACACCAUUUAUCUGCAUUUGCCACGCUCCACCCAGGUGACGUGGAUGGUAUCAUGUAGGAGGAAAUUCAUUGAAUGCUUGAGCGCCUUGUCAUGGUAGCUCGGCUAAAGCCGGGGGUGGUACGAUUGCUGGGCCCUCAGGGAGAACAGUAUAAUACUUAUAGGACUACCCUGGGUUAACAAGACAAUAUUAGUAUUAUUACUUCCACACACAAUCAAUCCAAGACGCGCUGAUCUACUUAUUUGUAAGCAUCUUCCAUGAUUCCAUCUCGUACACAAACCCAGUUUCACUCAUAACAUUUUUUUUUUCAGAUGCAAGAAUGUUUGUGAUUACUUAUGAUUUUCAAUGCAUGAUCUCCAAUCGUAUCUUUAAAGAUCGAUCUUUGAUUGUUUUUAUUUCUCAAAACAAAACCUUGAAACUACAAUGCAGCUAUGCUUCAGUAAAACACAACCCCGUAACUUCAUAUAUGUCUCUUCGUAACGAUACCUUGAGCAUUGUUAAUUGCCGUGAAGAUUCUGGGUUUGAUCAUCGAGGACAGCCUCAAAUGCAGGGCCGUAGCCAGAGUUUGAUGAUGUUGUUGUUGUUGUUGUUG